Molecule: messenger RNA, 1032 nt
Organism: Vicia faba (fava bean)
Lineage: Eukaryota; Viridiplantae; Streptophyta; Magnoliopsida; Fabales; Fabaceae
Source: the annotation of a GenBank genome assembly
AUGGUUUCUAACAACCAAAAACAAUACAUGUGUGGUUUGUUCCUCAUCCUUGCACUUGGUAUUACUAAUGUAAUGUCCCGAAAGUUGCAACAAUCAUCAUCACCGUCCUUAGUAGAAAGGCACGAGCAAUGGAUAACAGAAUAUGGCAAAGUAUAUAAAGAUGGUGCUGAGAAAGACAAACGUUUCAUGAUAUUCAAGGACAAUGUUGAGUUCAUUGAAUCAUUCAAUGCUGCCAACAACAAACCUUACAAACUGGGUGUUAAUCACCUAGCUGAUUUGACUCUUGAAGAAUUUAAAGCUUCUCGUAAUGGUUACAAAAAGAGGUCUACUAGUACUGAGCUUACUUCAACAUCAUUCAAGUAUGAAGAUGUGACUUCUAUUCCAGCAUCUGUAGAUUGGAGGGUAAAAGGAGCUGUUACUCCAAUCAAGGACCAAGGUCAAUGUGGGAGCUGCUGGGCAUUUUCAACUGUUGCUGCAACGGAAGGUAUCAACCAAAUAACAACAGGCAAACUAGUAUCCCUCUCAGAGCAAGAGUUAGUUGAUUGUGACACAAAGGGUGAAGACCAAGGAUGUGAAGGAGGAUUAAUGGAAGAUGGUUUUGAGUUUAUCAUCAAAAAUGGUGGAAUCACAAGUGAGACUAAUUAUCCUUAUAAAGCAACUGAUGGAAGGUGUAACACUGCAACAACCGUUCCUGUGGCUAAGAUAAAGGGAUAUGAGAAAGUUCCAGUGAAUAGUGAGGAUGCGCUUCUUAAAGCCGUGGCCAACCAACCAAUAUCAGUUUCUAUUGAUGCUAGUGAUUCAAGUUUCAUGUUUUAUUCGCAUGGAAUUUAUACAGGAGAAUGUGGAACUGAGCUAGAUCAUGGUGUUACUGCGGUUGGUUAUGGAAGUGCGAAUGGAACUGAUUAUUGGUUGGUUAAGAAUUCAUGGGGAACAGUGUGGGGUGAGAAAGGAUACAUAAGAAUGCAAAGAGGUAUAGCUGCUAAGGAAGGCUUGUGUGGCAUUGCCAUGGAUUCUUCUUAUCCAACUGCUUAA